UGGAAUUGUGGGAGUUGUAUCUGUCCCUCGGCUGUCUGGGGCAAGCCGAAGGAAAGUUCCUGGAGGAGUCUUGUUUACACAGGGUCCAGAGCCCUCCUUGAGUCUUGUCUGAGUUGAGCAGAAGAGCACUUGCAAGCCCGCAGGGUCUCUUCCCACUUGCACCCCCAGCAGCAGCUCUGGGCUGUUGUGAGUGGGCUGCUGAGAGCAUUCAGCCUCUAUUCAAGGAGAGGCCUCUAACCAUGCCUUCCUGGGGCCUUCCCCCAUCUAGGAUGGCUCCUCUGGGUCUGCUGCUGGGUUUGCUCAUGGCCUCCUGCUUUACCUUCUGCCUCGGUCAUCAGAACGUGGGGUUUGCGCUAACCAACCCAGAGAAGAGCGUCACUGAAGAAUCAGAGAAAAAGGAUACGAAAGUGGAGGAAGAGCUGCAGCCUGAGAUCCUGGAGGUGUUUCACCCUACCCAUGAGUGGCAGGUCCUUCAGCCAGGUCAGGCCGUUCCUGCAGGGUGCCAUGUGCGAAUGAAUCUCCAGACUGGGGCAAGAGAAGCAAAGCUUCAAGAUGAGGACACACCCCAAAGUAAUUUGAAAGUGUCAAGAAAAAGCAAAAGGUUGGACAUUAACACCAACACCUACACAUCUCAGGACCUCAAGAGUGCGCUUGCAAGGUUCAAGGAGGGGACACAGAUGGGGAGUUCAAAGGAAGACAAGGCGAGGCAGGCUGAGGUCAAACAACUCUUCCGCCCCAUUGAGGAGCUGAAGAAAGACUUUGCAGAGCUGAAUGUUGUCAUCGAGACUGACAUGCAGAUCAUGGUACGACUGAUCAACAAGUUUAACAGUUCCAGCUCCACCUUGGAAGAGAAGGUUGCUGCGCUAUUUGACCUCGAAUAUUAUGUCCAUCAGAUGGAUAAUGCACAGGACCUGCUUUCCUUCGGUGGUCUUCAAGUGGUGAUCAAUGGGCUGAACAGCACAGAGCCUCUGGUGAAGGAGUACGCUGCCUUUGUGCUGGGGGCAGCCUUUUCCAGCAACCCCAAAGUCCAGGUGGAGGCCAUCGAGGGGGGCACCCUGCAAAAGCUGCUGGUCAUCCUGGCCACUGAGCAACCUCUCACUACCAAGAAGAAGGUGCUGUUCGCGUUAUGCUCGCUGCUGCGGCACUUCCCCUAUGCGCAGCAGCAGUUCCUGAAGCUCGGUGGCCUGCAGGUGCUGCGGGGCCUGGUGCAGGAGAAGGGCUCCGACAUGCUGGCCGUGCGCGUGGUCACGCUGCUCUACGACCUGGUCACUGAGAAGAUGUUUGCAGAGGAGGAGGCCGAGCUGACCCCGGACACGUUCCCUGAGAAGCUGCAGCAGUAUCGGCAGGUGCACCUCCUGCCCAGCCUGCAGGAGCAGGGCUGGUGUGAGAUCACGGCCCACCUGCUGGCCCUGCCUGAGCACGACGCCCGCGAAAAGGUGCUGCAGACGCUGGGUGCCCUCCUGCCCACCUGCCGGGACCGCUACAAGCAGGACCCCGAGCUUGGCAGGACACUGGCCAGUCUGCAGGCCGAGUACCAGGCUCUGGCCACGCUGGAGCUGCAGGAGGGCGAGGAUGAUGGCUACUUCCGGGAGCUGCUGGGCGCCAUCAGCAGUUUGCUGGUGGAGCUGAGAUGAGGAGGCCCCAGAGCCGCAACGUGACUGAGUGUGGCCAGUGCGAUAGGCAGAGGAGGGAGGUCUGUGGACAUCACCCAGGCAGUGGUGGCUUGGCAUUAAAUCGGGCAU
This is a messenger RNA of Sorex fumeus (smoky shrew), 1742 nucleotides long. RefSeq names its product SIL1 nucleotide exchange factor (gene SIL1). The record is from RefSeq and is a predicted model, not a curated record. Lineage: Eukaryota; Metazoa; Chordata; Mammalia; Eulipotyphla; Soricidae. The transcript has 11 exons. Bases 240 to 1634 code for a protein of 464 amino acids.